GAUGGCUCCUUAAGUUCCGGCCUAACCGCCGUUACGAUAAAACGUGUUUAAACAGGUUCGGAAUUGAUUUUAUUGAAAUUCGUAUCUCGGUACCUUGUGAAAAGACAGUAGAGAUAAGUCUGAGUCCAUGUAAAAUAAUAAUAAUAAGAAGAAGUGUUUCGUUAUUAAAAUAUAUUCACACGUGGUUAAAUAUGGAUGACGAAGAUGAGACCUACAAAUUGUGGCGCAUUCGAAAAACAAUAAUGCAAUUGUGCCAUGAUCGUGGAUAUCUCGUCACGCAAGACGAAUUAGACCAAACAAUAGAACAGUUCAAAGAACAUUACGGAGACAAACCCAGCGAGAAAAGACCAGCUAGGAGCGAACUUAUUGUUCUCGUGGCGCACAAUGACGAUCCCACGGAUCAACUAUUCGUCUUCUUCCCCGAUGAACCAAAAAUCGGCAUCAAAACCAUUAAGACUUAUUGUCAGCGUAUGCAAGAAGAGAAGAUCCAUAGAGCAAUUAUUGUAGUCCAACAAGGUAUGACCCCAUCGGCCAAGCAAUCACUAACAGACAUGGCACCAAAGUAUAUAUUAGAGCAGUUCUUGGAAUCAGAGCUACUGAUUAAUAUUACUGAGCAUGAGCUGGUACCUGAACAUAUCGUUUUGACCCCAGAUGAAAAGGAAGAAUUACUAACCAGAUACAAAUUGAAGGAAAAUCAGCUUAUGCGAAUACAAGCUGGUGAUCCAGUAGCACGAUACUUUGGUCUAAAAAGAGGGCAAGUGGUAAAGAUCAUCAGGCCAUCAGAGACCGCUGGUAGAUACAUAUCUUACAGGCUAGUCUGUUAAUAAGAAAAUAAAGAAAAAUUACGUUAAAAAUAGAUAACACACAUUGAAAGAGAAAAUAAAAACGAAAGAUGCUCUAA
Odontomachus brunneus is the source of this 901-nucleotide messenger RNA. RefSeq names its product DNA-directed RNA polymerases I, II, and III subunit RPABC1. Gene Ontology annotation, molecular function: DNA-directed RNA polymerase activity; DNA binding. The transcript has 2 exons. Bases 192 to 824 code for a protein of 210 amino acids. NCBI's taxonomy places the organism in Eukaryota, Metazoa, Arthropoda, Insecta, Hymenoptera, Formicidae. Gene Ontology annotation, biological process: DNA-templated transcription. Gene Ontology annotation, cellular component: RNA polymerase III complex; RNA polymerase II, core complex; RNA polymerase I complex. The record is from RefSeq and is a predicted model, not a curated record.